Molecule: messenger RNA, 1173 nt
Organism: Cicer arietinum (chickpea)
Lineage: Eukaryota; Viridiplantae; Streptophyta; Magnoliopsida; Fabales; Fabaceae
Product: uclacyanin 1-like
Cellular component (GO): plasma membrane
Molecular function (GO): electron transfer activity
Source: RefSeq, a predicted model, not a curated record
AGUGAUGGAUAGGGAAGGCGUUCAAUUAAUUGUGGUAGUUGUAAUUUAGUGUGGUAAUAGAAUUGACAAGGGCUAAAAGGAAUAUGUCAUAGUUGGUAAUUAGUAUAUGGUUAUUGUGGAAGCACUCAAAAGACAUACAUACCUACCAGUCCUUGCUUUAGGAGAUUAAGGAAAGGAAGCUGCCGAAACAGUAGUUCCUUAUUUCCUCACCAAAAAAUAAUAAAUAAAACUAGAAUACCCCUUUCGGUUACUAAACUCUCUACUCUCCACAUUCCUUAUGCACAUAUCCACCACUAUUUUUAUUAAUACAUAGUAUAAUAUUCUUGUGAGUUUGAGGAUUAUUAAUAUUUUAUAUAGAUUAAAAAAUGAAAAUGGGAAGGAUGGUUAAUUUUGGUGUUAUUGUGGUGGCAAUUAUGAGCAUGGUGGGUAUGGCAACAGCAAAAGGGACGGUGCAUCAUGUGGUGGGAGGAGAUCGUGGGUGGGAUCCGAACUCAGACAUCAAAUCUUGGUCUUCCGGCAGAGUCUUCAGGGUUGGAGAUCAAAUCUGGUUGGCGUACUCUGCAGCAGAGGGAUUAGUUGCGGAGCUUGAAAGCAGAGAAGAAUAUGAAUCAUGUAAUGUGAGUAACCCUAUCAUGAUGUACACUGAAGGUUUGCAUACAAUCCCACUUGAGAGGGAAGGAAUCAGAUACUUUGUUAGUAGUGAUUCUGAGAACUGCAAGAAUGGUCUCAAGCUUCAUGUUGAUGUUCAGCCCAAGGCCUCACCUUCACGGGCCUCACCAAUUGCUCAAGCAGUUGUGGCUGAUGGACCUACAACUCCUUCUAGUUCGACCCGUUUUGGCCACAAUGUGAUUCUUUCAUUAUUAUUAUCAUGUGUCAUUGUAGUCCUUGCUUAUUAAUUGAUAUAAGCCUAAGUUUGAGGAGAAUAAUUAGUGCUGUGUUGUGGCCUAUUUGAAGACUAUUUAUUAGUGUAGAUUUGGUUAGAAACUGCCAUGUUGUGUUGUUUUGUGCUCAUUGUGCAGUAUCUGGCUGUUGGGCUGUUUGCUCUGUGAUGGGUUUCUUUUAGAGCCCCUUUUAGCACUUUUAUUUCAUACCACAGAUGAAAAAAUUCAAUAUUUUGGAAUUUGGGAUAUUCACAUGAAGUCAUUUUUUAUGAGAUAUAUAUUGUUUCUUAAA